Plasmodium relictum is the source of this 1476-nucleotide messenger RNA. RefSeq names its product M18 aspartyl aminopeptidase, putative (gene M18AAP). The transcript has a single exon. Gene Ontology annotation, biological process: proteolysis. Gene Ontology annotation, molecular function: zinc ion binding; aminopeptidase activity. NCBI's taxonomy places the organism in Eukaryota, Apicomplexa, Aconoidasida, Haemosporida, Plasmodiidae. The record is from RefSeq and is a predicted model, not a curated record. Bases 1 to 1476 code for a protein of 491 amino acids.
AUGGAUAGAAAAGCUAGAGAGUAUGCUCAAGAUUUAUUGGAAUUCAUCCGAAAUAGUGGUAGUAGUUUUUUAGCUUGUAAAAAUUUACGAGAUAAAUUAAAAAAAAGUGGAUUUACACAUUUAAAAGAAGGAGAAAAAUGGAAUUUAAAAACAAAUGAAGGUUAUGUAUUAUCUAAAGAAAACAGAAAUAUAUGUAGCUUUUUUAUUGGAAAAAAUUUUAAUAUAGAAAAUGGUUCUAUUUUAAUAUCGGUUGGACAUAUUGAUUCUUGCUCUUUAAAAAUUACUCCAAAUAAUAAUGUAAUAAGAAGUAAAAUAAAUCAAAUAAAUGUUGAGUGCUAUGGUGCAGGACUAUGGAAUACUUGGUUUGAUAGAGGAUUAGGGUUAUCAGGUCAAGUAGUAUAUAAGAAAGAAGAUAAGUUGAUUGAAAAAUUAAUUCAAAUUAACAAAUCUUUAUUUUUUUUGCCAAGUUUAGCUAUUCAUUUGCAAAAAAGAACUAGGUUUGAGUUUUCUCUUAAUAUAAAUUAUGAAGAACAUUUGAAGCCCAUUCUUUCUACUACAUUAUUUGAUAAUAUUAUGAAAAAAAGGGCAACAGAAAAAAGAGAAGUAGAAAACCAAAUGGUAAAUGAUAAUUCGUCUCCUUUAUUGUAUGUUUUAACUAAAGAAUUAAAUUGUAAAGAAGAAGAUAUAUUAGAUUUUGAACUAUGUUUAAUGGAUGUGCAAGAACCCUGUUUUACAGGAGUUUAUGAGGAAUUCAUUGAGGGCCCUCGAUUUGACAAUCUUGUUGGUUCUUACUGCAUUUUUCAGUCAUUUAUUGAAUUAGUAAAUCAUAUAAAAAGUAAUGAUAAAAAAAAUAAUAUUAAUUAUGAUAAUAACUUGUAUAUAUGUAUUGGCUAUGACCAUGAGGAAAUUGGAUCACAAAGUGAAGUCGGUGCUCAAUCUUAUUUAACAAAAAAUAUUAUAGAGAGAAUUAUUAGGUGUGUUUUUAAAAAUGAAUUAAAUAAUAAUGAUACAACUGUAGAUGAAAUAUAUGGAAGUUUAGUUAGCAAGUCAUUAUUACUAAGUGUUGAUAUGUCUCAUUGUAGCCACCCUAACUAUCCUGAAACCACUCAAAAUAACCAUCAGUUACAUUUUCAUGAAGGAAUAACUUUUAAAUAUAAUGCAAAUAAAAAUUAUGUAACUUCUCCAUUUUAUGCUAGCUUAAUUAAAAAAACUUUUGAAUUGUUUUCAAAAGAAAAUGAGCCAAUUAAACACCAAAAUUUCAUGGUGAAAAAUGAUACUCCGUGCGGAAGUACAAUCGGUUCAAUGCUUGCUUCGAGUUUAUCUAUGCCAGGUAUAGAUAUUGGAAUACCCCAGUUAGCUAUGCAUUCAAUUAGAGAAAUUGCAGGAGUUCGCGAUAUUUAUUAUUUAAUAAAAGGCACUUUAGCUUUUUAUACUUAUUAUAACCAAGUAUUAUCUUGUUGUGUUACUGAUUCAUAA